AUGGUGCUGGUCGUCGUCGUCGUCCUGCUGUUCACUGAGCACAAGGUGGCAGACCCAAAAAUCGGCAAUGCCGAACCGUUCGGCUACACGGACUCUACUCGACAGAACCUCAGCGUCAGCACGCGGGACCGUCACCAGCGACGUGCGCCACUCCAGGUCACACCUCGACCCAAUUUCUGUUCGGUGAACUGGAAAGGAGGCAGCGACUUGCUGCCCGUCAAGAAGGAGGGCCCACCACUCUCGGUCCUGGAGAAAGCGAUGCCACACGUGAUGCCCGGCGGUCGCUGGUUUCCGACCGGGUGCACGGCCCGGCACCGAGCGGCUAUAGUGGUGCCCUACCGAGACCGGCUGAGCAACCUGCAAGCCUUCCUGCAGCACAUGCACCCGUUCCUCCAGAGCCAGCAGCUCGAUUACGGCAUAUACGUCGUGGAGCAGGUGUGGACGCCACCUUUAUAUCCCCCGGAAACGCUUCACAUAAGCGGCCCAAGCCUAGUAUAUAGAAGAGGCAACCGCCGUCACAGCUCGAGUCAUCCUUCACUGAACACGUUCAUGAACUCAUCGUUCAUGCACUCUUUCGCGCAGAACGACACGGAAGGGUUCAAGCGCGCGAAGCUGUUCAACGCGGGCUACGAGAUUGCCAAGGCGAUGCACAAUCACAGCUGCUUCAUCUUCCACGACGUGGACCUGCUGCCGGAGAACAGGCGCAACAUGUACGCUUGCAAUGAAGGAGGCCCAUUCCACUUGCCUACCUGCAUCGACCGAUGGAAUUACACGGUUAUCUAUCCGGGCGCAUUCGGAGGUGUGUGUGCCAUGCACACCGAGCACAUGGAGAAGCUCAACGGCUUCUCGAACUUGUUCUCGAAAUGGGGUGGCGAGGACGACGACAUGGCGCGCAGGAUCUGGCUGCUAAGGCGCAGCUUCUUCCGCAGUUUCAAGGACGGCCUCAACAGCCUGAAGUACAGCGUACUCGACAUUGUCUUCAAAAAGCUCUACACCCACAUCACGGUGGACAUCUCUGAUUCCGGCCUAAGAAAAGAACGAUAUAGGACGGGCAACUGA
Messenger RNA from Rhipicephalus sanguineus (brown dog tick), 1059 nucleotides. RefSeq names its product beta-1,4-N-acetylgalactosaminyltransferase bre-4. The transcript is spliced from 5 exons. The record is from RefSeq and is a predicted model, not a curated record. NCBI's taxonomy places the organism in Eukaryota, Metazoa, Arthropoda, Arachnida, Ixodida, Ixodidae. Gene Ontology annotation, biological process: carbohydrate metabolic process; glycosphingolipid biosynthetic process. Gene Ontology annotation, molecular function: N-acetyl-beta-glucosaminyl-derivative 4-beta-N-acetylgalactosaminyltransferase activity. Bases 1 to 1059 code for a protein of 352 amino acids.